Bufo gargarizans (Asiatic toad) is the source of this 4894-nucleotide messenger RNA. Its product is annotated as zinc finger protein OZF-like. Gene Ontology annotation, biological process: regulation of transcription by RNA polymerase II. The transcript has 9 exons. NCBI's taxonomy places the organism in Eukaryota, Metazoa, Chordata, Amphibia, Anura, Bufonidae. The coding region runs from base 17 to 4468 and encodes 1483 amino acids. The record is from RefSeq and is a predicted model, not a curated record. Gene Ontology annotation, cellular component: nucleus. Gene Ontology annotation, molecular function: RNA polymerase II cis-regulatory region sequence-specific DNA binding; DNA-binding transcription activator activity, RNA polymerase II-specific.
UCUGUACAAGGAGGCCAUGAUGGAGGAGCACCAGCCUCUUAUAUCACAAGAAAAUCCCAGUAAGAAAUAUGAAAAUGUCAUGUUACCACUAGAUGAAGAGAUCCUGCAGCGCUCUUCAGGAGAAAACCUAAUUACCCUUAAUGUACAUCCAGGAAUUCACAGUACAGAUCUGUCAUAUAAUCCUCCUAAUUAUGAGGAACCUUCUCCUGACCAAUCACAGAUUGUUACCGCAAGUACAAGUCAGAAAAGGAUUAAAAGGUUUCAUUGUGGUAAAGAAUCCACAAACAUCUCAGGACUUUCUACAUACCGAAGACAUCACACAGGAGAGAAAAUGUAUUCAUGUUCAGAAUGUGGGAAAUGUUUUACACAGAAAUCAAAUCUUGUUAAACAUGAGAGAAUUCACACUGGGGGAAAGCCGUAUUCAUGUUCAGAAUGUGGGAAAUGUUUUACAGAUAAAUCAAAUCUUGUUAGACAUGAGAGAUGUCACACAGGAGAGAAGCCGUAUUCGUGUUCAGAAUGUGGGAAAUGUUUUAGACAAAAAUCCAAUCUUGAUGACCAUGAGAGAAUUCACACUGGGGAAAAGCCGUAUUCAUGUUCAGAAUGUGGGAAAUGUUUUACACAGAAAUCAGAUCUUGUUAUUCAUGAAAGACGUCACACAGGAGAGAAGCCAUUUUCAUGUUCAGAAUGUGGGAGAUGUUUUAUACAGAAAUCCAAUCUUGUUUACCAUGAGAGAAUUCACACUGGGGAAAAGCCAUAUUCAUGUUCAGAAUGUGGGAAAUGUUUUACACAGAAAUCUGAUCUUGUUAAACAUGAAAGAUGUCACACAGGAGAGAAGCCAUAUUCAUGUUCAGAAUGUGGGAAAUUUUUUACACGGAAAUCAUAUCUUUUUAUACAUGAGAGAUGUCACACAGGAGAGAAACCAUAUUCAUGUUCAGAAUGUGGGAAGUGUUUCAAACAGAAAUCAGAUCUUGUUAAACAUGAAAGACGUCACACAGGAGAGAAGCCAUAUUCGUGUUCAGAAUGUGGGAAACGUUUUUCAGAAAAAUCAAGACUUUCCACUCACCAAAGACAUCACAAAGGAGAGAAAAUGUAUUCAUGUUCAGAAUGUGGGAAAUGUUUUAGACGAAAAUCACAUCAUGUUUUACAUGAGAGAAUUCACACUGGGGAAAAGCCGUAUUCAUGUUCAGAAUGUGGGAAAUGUUUCACACAGAAAUCAAAUCUUGUUAUACAUGAGAGACGUCACACAGGAGAGAAAGCAUAUACAUGUUCAGAAUGUGGGAAAUCUUUUAAACAGAAAUCAUAUCUUGUUAGACAUGAAAGACGCCACACAGGAGAGAAGCCAUAUUCAUGUUCAGAAUGUGGAAAAUAUUUUACACAGAAAUCAUAUCUUGUUAUACAUGAGAGAAGUCACACAGGAGAAAAGCCGUAUUCAUGUUCAGAAUGUGGGAAAUGUUUCACACAGAAAUCAAAUCUUGUUAUACAUGAGAGAUGUCACACAGGAGAGAAAGCAUAUACAUGUUCAGAAUGUGGGAAAUCUUUUAAACAGAAAUUAGAUCUUGUUAGACAUGAAAGACGCCACAUAGGAGAGAAGCCAUAUUCAUGUUCAGAAUGUGGGAAAUAUUUUACACGGAAAUCAUUACUUGUUAUACAUGAGAGAAGUCACACAGGAGAGAAGCCGUAUUCAUGUUCAGAAUGUGGGAAAUGUUUCACACAGAAAUCAAAUCUUGUUAUACAUGAGAGACGUCACGCAGGAGAGAAAGCAUAUACAUGUUCAGAAUGUGGGAAAUGUUUUACAGAGAAAUCCAAUCUUGUUAUACAUGAGAGAAGUCACACAGGAGAGAAGCCAUAUUCAUGUUCAGAAUGUGGGAAAUGUUUUACACAGAAAUCAAAUCUUGUUAUACAUGAGAGAAGUCACACAGGAGAGAAGCCGUAUUCAUGUUCAGAAUGUGGGAAAUGUUUCACACAGAAAUCAAAUCUUGUUAUACAUGAGAGAAGUCACACAGGAGAGAAAGCAUAUACAUGUUCAGAAUGUGGGAAAUGUUUUAAACAGAAAUCAGAUCUUACCACAACAAUGAGAAUUCACACUGGGGAAAAGCCGUAUUCAUGUUCAGAAUGUGGGAAAUGUUUCACACAGAAAUCAAAUCUUGUUAUACAUGAGAGACGUCACACAGGAGAGAAAGCAUAUACAUGUUCAGAAUGUGGGAAAUCUUUUAAACAGAAAUCAUAUCUUGUUAGACAUGAAAGACGCCACACAGGAGAGAAGCCAUAUUCAUGUUCAGAAUGUGGAAAAUAUUUUACACAGAAAUCAUAUCUUGUUAUACAUGAGAGAAGUCACACAGGAGAAAAGCCGUAUUCAUGUUCAGAAUGUGGGAAAUGUUUCACACAGAAAUCAAACCUUAAAUUAGAUCUUGUUAGACAUGAAAGACGCCACAUAGGAGAGAAGCCAUAUUCAUGUUCAGAAUGUGGGAAAUAUUUUACACGGAAAUCAUUACUUGUUAUACAUGAGAGAAGUCACACAGGAGAGAAGCCAUAUUCAUGUUCAGAAUGUGGGAAAUGUUUCACACAGAAAUCAAAUCUUGUUAUACAUGAGAGACGUCACACAGGAGAGAAAGCAUAUACAUGUUCAGAAUGUGGGAAAUCUUUUAAACAGAAAUCAUAUCUUGUUAGACAUGAAAGACGCCACACAGGAGAGAAGCCAUAUUCAUGUUCAGAAUGUGGAAAAUAUUUUACACAGAAAUCAUAUCUUGUUAUACAUGAGAGAAGUCACACAGGAGAAAAGCCGUAUUCAUGUUCAGAAUGUGGGAAAUGUUUCACACAGAAAUCAAACCUUGUUAUACAUGAGAGAUGUCACACAGAAGAGAAAGCAUAUACAUGUUCAGAAUGUGGGAAAUCUUUUAAACAGAAAUUAGAUCUUGUUAGACAUGAAAGACGCCACAUAGGAGAGAAGCCAUAUUCAUGUUCAGAAUGUGGGAAAUAUUUUACACGGAAAUCAUUACUUGUUAUACAUGAGAGAAGUCACACAGGAGAGAAGCCAUAUUCAUGUUCAGAAUGUGGGAAAUGUUUCACACAGAAAUCAAAUCUUGUUAUACAUGAGAGAAUUCACAAAGGAGAGAAACCAUAUUCAUGUUCAAAAUGUGGUAAAUGUUUUACAGAGAAAUCACAUCUUGUUAUACAUGAGAGAUGUCACACAGGAGAGAAGCCAUAUUCAUGUUCAGAAUGUGGUAAAUGUUUUACACGGAAAUCACAUCUUGUUAUACAUGAGAGAUGUCACACAGGAGAGAAGCCAUAUUCAUGUUUAGAAUGUGGGAAAUGUUUUACACAGAAAUCACAUCUUGUUAAACAUGAAAGAUGUCAUACAGGAGAGAAGCCAUAUUCAUGUUCAGAAUGUGGGAAAUGUUUUACACAGAAAUCAGAUCUUGUUAUACAUGAGAGAAUUCACACUGGGGGAAAACCGUAUUCAUGUUCAGAAUGUGGGAAAUGUUUUUCACAGAAAUCAUGUCUUGUUAUACAUGAGAGAUGUCACACAGGAGAGAAACCAUAUUCAUGUUCAGAAUGUGGGAAAUGUUUUACACGGAAAUCACAUCUUGUUAAACAUGAGAGAUGUCACACAGGAGAGAAGCCAUAUUCAUGUUCAGAAUGUGGGAAAUGUUUUACACGGAAAUUCAAUCUUGUUAUCCAUGAGAGAAUUCACACUGGGGAAAAGCCGUAUUCAUGUUCAGAAUGUGGGAAAUGUUUUACACAGAAAUCACAUCUUGUUAUACAUGAGAGAUGUCACACAGGAGAGAAGCCAUAUUCAUGUUUAGAAUGUGGGAAAUGUUUUACAGAGAAAUCACAUCUUGUUAUACAUGAGAGAUGUCACACAGGAGAGAAGCCGUAUUCAUGUUCAGAAUGUGGGAAAUGUUUUACAGAAAAAUCAAGUCUUCUAAAACAUAAGAGGAAUCACACAGGAGAGAAGCCGUAUUCAUGUUCAGAAUGUGGGAAAUGUUUUAUACAGAAGUCACGUCUUGUUACACAUCAGAGAAUUCACAAAGGAGAGGAAGCGUAUUCAUGUUCAGAAUGUGGAAAAGGUUUUACAAAAAAAUCUAAUCUUGUAAGACAUGAGAGAACUCACACAGGAGAGAAGCCAUAUUCAUGUUCAGAAUGUGGGAAAUGUUUUACAAAAAAAUCUAAUCUUGUUAGACAUGAGAGAACUCACACAGGAGAGAAGCCGUAUUCAUGUUCAGAAUGUGGGAAAUCUUUUACAGACAAAUCACUUCUUGUUAGACAUCAGAGAAGUCACACAGGAGAGAAGCCAUAUUUCUGCGCAGAGUGUGGAAAUAGUUUUACACAGAAAUCAAGUCUUGUUACUCAUGAGAGAAUUCACACAGGAGAAAAACCAUAUUCAUGUUCACAUUGUGAAAAAUGUUUUACAGAUAACGCCGGUCUUCUUAGACAUAAGAGAAGUCAUACAGGAGAGAAGUCAUUUUGAUAUUUUAUAUGUGGAAUUUUUUUGUAAGGGAACCAAAUUCUAAAACUCAUCAGACCAGAAGAAACUAAUUUUUUGGAAUAUGGGAAAUGCUAUAAAGUCAGCCAGAUCUUGAAGCUUUGAUAUGCCAGCCAGUGAUAUAAAGUCAGGGGACCCCCAUUCUAGAGAUAGAUGCAGAGCCUAGAGGUGGGGCCAUAAAUGUUUGAAAUGAGAAUAAAGCAACUUUGCUCUUUUAAUUCAAAUGUUAUGUAGUAUUGACCUGAAGUAAAAUUGUGUGUCACUAUCUACUGCUCUCACCAUGUGCUUCCACCUGAAGCUGUGUUCAAGGAAGAAUUCAGAUUAAUGACACUCAGGGUUCCCCGAAGUUCUCGGAAACAAACCAUUGAGUGUAUUGGUGUGUUGUCAUAGAUUGGAAUACUUUUGCCCUCG